This is a messenger RNA of Melampsora larici-populina 98AG31, 651 nucleotides long. Its product is annotated as transcription initiation factor TFIID subunit 9. Gene Ontology annotation, biological process: DNA-templated transcription initiation; RNA polymerase II preinitiation complex assembly. Gene Ontology annotation, cellular component: transcription factor TFIID complex; SAGA complex. Gene Ontology annotation, molecular function: protein heterodimerization activity; transcription coactivator activity; RNA polymerase II general transcription initiation factor activity. The transcript is spliced from 3 exons. The record is from RefSeq and is a predicted model, not a curated record. The coding region runs from base 1 to 651 and encodes 216 amino acids. NCBI's taxonomy places the organism in Eukaryota, Fungi, Basidiomycota, Pucciniomycetes, Pucciniales, Melampsoraceae.
AUGACAAGUAAUAAUAACGCUGUACCCAUUGAUCAUCCCGAGUCUUUCAAACAUCAACAACCUCCGUCCACACCUCGCGAUGCAAGAAUCAUUGCAAUAUUAUUAGCCUCAAUGGGAGUUCAAUCUGCCUCUGAAGGUGUCGUCAGAGUCCUCAUGGAAUUUGCUCAUCGAUACACCGUAGAUAUUCUCUCUGAUGCUAUGGUUUAUGCUGAUCAUGCCGGCCGAGCACACGCAGCUCAUGGUCCAGAUGUCGAAGAUGUUCGUCUUGCAGUACAAGCAAAAGUAGAGCAUUCCAUGAGCGGACCAAUGAGUAAAGAAUUUCUUCUCAAUCUUGCCGAUACUCUCAAUCGGACCUCAUUACCUCCCAUACCUGAGCGAUAUGGGAUCCGUUUACCUCCGGAGAAAGAUCGCCUCACUGCGCCUAACUUUGAUAUCGCACCCAAGGCACCCUCAUCGACAACCGAUCAACCCAUUAACGCUGAUGAGGAUAUGUUUGGAGGACUGGACGAUGAUGAUGAUGACGAUGAUAGCGAUAGUAGUAGUGAUACAGAAACUGGACUUUCACCCAUCACCACAGUCAACGGCAAUGGUGCCAAUCUUGAUCAUGGCAAAAGAAGACUGGAAGAUAUGGAGGAUGAUGAUUAUGACUGA